AUGCCAGAUCUCUUGGACUGUCCUGUAGCUCUCCUCAUUGGUUAUGACUGUACAAGAGCUCUAAAACCAAGGAAGGUCAUACCCGGAGAGGAUUAUGAUCCCUAUGCAGUUAAAACAGACUUGGGAUGGAGCAUUGUGGGACCCAUUAAGCCAUGGACAGGUUCAGUGGGCGCAACUGGGACCUGCCAUCGUGUAAUAGUAAAGGAAUUGCCAUCUAUUACACCUGCAUCUGUGAUUAAAGCACUUGAAGCUGAUUUUCUGGACACUAACCCCAAAGAAGGGAACAUAUCUCAAGAGGACAUUAAGUUUUUAGAGAUGCUAAAUGAAAACAUUCACUACAAUGAGCAAGGUCAUUUAGAAAUGCCUUUACCUUUUAAAGAACGUCCACAGCUUCCAAAUAACAAGCAGCUUGCAACAGUUCGUCUGAAAUAUUUGAAAAUGAAAAUGGACAAGAACCCCAAGUACAAAGAAGAUUACAUAAAGUUCAUGAAUAAUGUGUUUAAAGAUGGUGAUGCAGAGGAAGCAGAAGAAACACCACAGGAUGGUAACACAUGGUACAUUCCACACCACGGUGUGUAUCACCCCAGAAAGCCAGAAAAAAUUAGAGUUGUUUUUGACUGCUCUGCUAAACAUGAAGACACCUCUUUAAAUGACCACUUACUUACAGGCCCAGACUUGAUCAAUACUCUGGCAGGAAUAUUGUGCAGAUUCCGAGAGAACAGAAUCGCAAUAAUGUGCGAUGUGGAGAAAAUGUUUCACCGCUUCCAUGUUAAUCCAGAGGAUCGAGAUUUCUUAAGGUUUUUGUGGUGGAAGGAUGGAAAUACAAAUACUGAGCCAAAGGAAUAUCACAUGCGAGUGCAUGUGUUUGGUGCAGCGUCAUCGCCUGGAUGUGCUAACUUUGGCAUGAAACAUCUUGCCAGAAGAAACGAAAAGGACUACCCACUGGCAGCCAGUUUCAUUCACAAAAACUUUUAUGUGGAUGAUGGGCUUCUCAGUGUUGAAACAGAUAAGAAAGCCAAGCAGCUAGUCUGUGAAGCACUCAAACUCUGUGUUAAAGGGAAGUUGCGUUUGCACAAAUUUGUGUGCAACAACAAAGAGGUCAUGAGUGUUAUUCCUGAAACUGAACGAGCUGGCAACACUACGGAUGUAAACAUGAACUACUCUGAAGUUCCAAUGAAAAGUGUGCUGGGAGUAAAAUGGAAUGUGGAAGCCGAUGUGUUCACAUUCAGUGGAGCCCUCAAAGAAAGGCCAGCCACACGCCGAGGAAUUCUAGCAACAGUAGCAAGUGUGUAUGACCCGUUAGGAUUUCUUUCACCCUACACUUUGAUAGGAAAACAAGUACUCCAGGAAAUGUGCAAAAGUGGAGUUGGAUGGGAUGAACCUGUUCCUUCCGCACUGGAAACCAAGUGGAAAGCUUGGCUCUGUGACUUGGAAAAUCUUCGAAAGGUCGAAAUACCUAGAUGCCUCUUUCCUGAGAACCUAGGCAAAAUCAAAAAGGUUGAGCUGCAUCAUUUUUCUGAUGCUAGCAGCAGUGGCUAUGGACAAUGCUCAUACAUUAGGUUUGUUACAGAUGAACAAGUGCAUUGUGCUCUAGUUAUGGGUAAAGCCAGAGUGGCACCUAUAAAAAUAGUCACAAUCCCGCGCCUCGAGCUCACUGCAGCUGCAGUUUCUGCUUUUGUUAGUAACUUUCUUAGAGCAGAGCUUGAGCGGAAAAUCGACGAGGAGUUUUUCUGGACAGAUUCUCAAGUGACUCUUGGGUACAUAAAAAACGAUGCUCGUCGCUUUCAUGUGUUUGUUGCAAAUCGAGUUCAAAAAAUAAGAGACACUACAGACCCAAACCAAUGGUUUUACAUUAAAGCUGAUCAAAAUCCAGCUGACCACACAUCUAGAGGCCUCAAGGUGGCAGAGCUAAUAAACUCAAACUGGCUCACUGGACCUAAAUUCCUUUGGGAAAGAGAAAUUAUCACAAACCAACAAUCUCCAGAACUUCUUGUUGGUGACCCAGAGGUAAAAGUUCUUAAAACAGAUGCUAUUGAGCAAGACAGGUUUCUUGAGAGGUUCAUGAAAUGCUCUUAUUGGAUCACAGCACUUAAUGUGGUGGCAAGGAUUAAAAGACUUGCAAAAAGAGACAAAUCAGGAGCCAUCAGUGUGAAAGAAAGACAAAUGGCUGCUUCUGUACUCUUCCAGCUAGCACAGAAGGAAGCUUUUGAAGAGGAACUCAGAUGGUUUAGUCAAAAAACAGCUAAACUACCAAAAGCCCAUAAGAUGUAUCAACUGGAUCCUAUCCUUGUAGACAACUUGCUUAGAGUAGGAGGACGGUUGAGAAAGUCCUCAGCAUCAUUUGAACUGAAACAUCCAGUAAUCCUUCCUAAAGAAGGCAUUGUCACUCAGCUUGUUCUUGACCACUACCACAAGAAAACACAGCACCAAGGCAGAGGCCAAACUCUGAACGAACUUAGAGCAAAUGGUUAUUGGAUCAUAGGUGCUAGUAAGGUAGUGGCCAAGCUCAUUAAAGAAUGCAUCAUUUGUAGAAAGGUGCGUGGACCAACUGAAGAACAACGCAUGGCUGAUUUACCAUGUGACAGAGUAAAUCCUUCACCACCUUUCACCUACACUGGACUUGAUGUGUUUGGCCCCUUCUAUACGAAACAGGGUCGAAAAGAGUGUAAGAGAUAUGGCUUGAUGUUUACUUGUUUAAGUUCUAGAGCUGUACACAUUGAGAUUUUGGAGGAUCUCUCCACUGACGCAUUUAUAAAUGCUUUAAGAUGCUUCAUAGCUAUCAGGGGCACAGUGAGACAAAUUCGUUCUGACCAAGGUACCAAUUUUGUAGGGGGAAAGAACGAGUUCAAAAAGUGUCUGUUGGAGUUAGACAACGAGAGGAUUUCUACUUAUCUUGCUAAAAACCAAUGUGAUUUUCUGAUGAAUGUUCCCGAAGCUAGUCACAGGGGAGGCGUUUGGGAGCGCCAGAUCCGGACAGUUAGGAACGUCAUGAGCUCUGUCCUAGCACAAGCCACAGGAAGAUUAGAUGACACCUCCUUGAGAACUUUUUUCUAUGAGGCCAUGUCAAUUUUGAACCAGCAUCCACUCACUACUAACACAAUGAAUGAUCCCAAGAGUGCUGAGCCUUUGACGCCUAACCAUUUGCUCACUAUGAAAGAAUCAGUACCACUUCCGCCUCCUGGUAGAUUUGUCAGUGAAGAUUUAUAUGCCAGAAAAAGGUGGCGGAGAGUGCAAUAUUUAACGGAACUGUUUUGGAGCAGGUGGCGCAAAGGAUACUUGACUACCAUUAGUUUGAGGCAACAAUGGCACAACCCCAAAAGAAAUGUUCAAGUUGGAGAUGUAGUGAUAUUAAAGGAAGACAACAUUCCAAGAAAUUAAUGGAAAUUGGCAAAGGUAGUUGAAGCCAGUGAAGACGAUGAUGGUUUAGUGAGAAAGGUUAAGAUCCAAGUAGGUCAAAGAGAUUUAGGGAACAAAGGUGAACGUCUGAGACAACUAUCUUUUCUGGAGAGACCUGUUCAAAAACUAGUGGUUUUGGUUAAAAGUGAGUCCUAAACUACAGUAAAGUACAAAAUUUGAUACAACAUUAAAAUGUGAUAUUUGAGUUUAUCAAGUUACUGAUUUCUGUGUGUUUCAUAACAAAGGUUUAUAGUUGAUAGUUAUUUUAUUGAAAAUUACAAGAUUUAAAGUUCUUUAAUGUGUAGUGAAUUUCAAUCAUUGUAAUUUUGGUGGCAGUGUAGCUGUCGCAGUUAAAUGUGGUUAUUCAUUGUCAUUUGUUUGAUUUAACUGUGGAAAUAUUUAAUUUAAUUUCUUUGUUGAUUUGACGCCACCUGCUGGCUGGAUUGAAAUUUGACACUGGAAGGUGCGCGCGAGCGGAGCGAAUGAUUAACUGACACAAGCACGGAGAAGCGACCAGAAGAAGCUCACAUCGGAUAAAGAAAAGUGGACAUGGACUGAAAUUGCUUGUGAAUAUUAAGUGGAGAGGCGCACACGUUUUUCACGGUGUUUGCUGGUAACAAGAAGAUAAAGAACCAGUUGAACAUCAGUUGGAGCAUGACGUUUUAUUCCACAAAAAACAAAAUAUCCUUCAUGAGCAGUUACACCUUAGCCCUCAGCUGUAAUGACUUUAUGGGAUUUUUCACAAGUAAAAUUAAUUCUAUUAGAAAGAAAAUCUUUAGCAUCCUCCCUAAUGCGAUUUCUUCUUCCUCAGUAAGUGAGGCAGCAUCAGAGGUAACUGUAGAACCUCAUCUGUGUUUGAUCCGUUUUGAUCCAGUUGAGCUUUCAGAGUUAUCAAAAAUAUUAGCUUUAUCUAAACCUUCAACUUGCAUUUUAGAUCCAAUCCCAACCAAACUAUUUAAAGAUACAUUUCCUUUGGUUACUGCCCCCAUUCUAGAUAUAAUCAAUCUAUCCUUAGUAAAUUGAUAUGUACCACAUGAUUUUAAGGUUGCUGUAAUCAAACCUUCACUUAAGAAGCCUUCUCUAGAUCCAGAUGACCCAAUUAUAGACCAACAUCUAACCUUCCAUUUUUAUCCAAAGUCCUGGAGAAAAUAGUGGCCAUCCAAGUAUGUGAGCAUUUAAACACUAAUUAUCUGUUUGAGGAAUUUCAGUCUGGUUUUAGAGAGUAUCACAGCACUGAAACUGCAUUAGUGAAAGUUACAAAUGAUAUUAUCAUGUUCUCAGAUAAGAAUCUUGGGUCUGUUCUAGUCUUGUUAAAUCUCAGUGCUGCCUUUGACACAAUAGAUCACAAUGUUCUUAUAGAAAGACUUGAACAUGUUGUAGGGAUCAAUGGAACAGCACUAGGCUGGUUUAAAUCCUACCUGUCUGAUAGAUUUCAUUUUGUAAAUGUACAUGACAAAUCGUCUUUAUACUCCAAGGAUACUUGUGGAGUACCACAGGGUUCAGUGCUUGGACCAAUUUUUUUUACUAUAUAUAUGCUCCCAAUUGGUAAAAUCAUUAGACAGCACGGGGUAAACUUUCACUGUUAUGCUGACGAUACUCAGUUAUAUUUAUCCAUUAACCCUGAUGAACCUAAUCGGUUAGGUAGAUUACAGGCUUGUCUCGAGGGCAUAAAAAAUUGGAUGACUCUAAACUUUUUGCUUUUAAAUCAAGACAAGACGGAAGUUCUCAUCUUUGGACCAGAAAUCCAGAUAAGGAAAUUGCUUAGUCAAUCACCAGACCUGAAUGGCAUUACAUUAAUCUCCGAGAACAAAGUAAGGAGCCUUGGUGUUAUCUUUGACCAGGACAUGCCAUUCAAAUCCCAAGUUAAACAGGUUUGUAGGAUCUCCUUUUUCCACCUUCGGAAUGUUGUUAAGAUUAGAAGCAUCCUUUCCAGAAGUGAUGCUGAAAAACUAGUUCAUGCAUUUAUUACAUCAAGGCUGGAUUACUGUAAUUUAUUACUCUCAGAAAGUCCACAGAAUGUAGUUAAAAGUCUUCUGCUUGUCCAAAAUGCUGCAGCUAGAGUUCUGAUGAGAAUUAAAAAGAGAGAUCAUAUCUCUCCUGUCUUAGCUUCCCUACACUGGCUGCCUGUUAAAUUCAGAAUAGAUUUUAAGAUCCUCCUUCUUGCAUAUAAAGCUCUUAAUAAUCAAGCUCCAUCAUACAUCAGUGAUCUGAUUGUUCCAUACGUUCCUAACCGAGCACUUAGCUCUCAGACUGCAGGUUUAGUGGUGGUUCCCAGAAUAUCUAAAAUUAGGAUGGGAGGCAGAUCUUUUAGUUAUCAGGCUCCUCUCCAGUGGAACCAGCUCCCAGCCUUAAUCCAUGAGGCAGACACCUUGUCUACUUUUAAGACUAGGCUUAAAACAUUUUUAUUUGAUGGGGCCUAUGGUUAAAAUCUGAUGUUAGCCUAGAUCUGGACAAGUGGGGGAGUAGAGGGAGGUGGAGUGUGCAGUCAGUGAAGGCGGCUCUCCCUUGCCCUGGCUCCAACAUGUCUCCAUCUAUAAAGGCUAGGUUAUCCAGAGUAAUCUCUGUAGUUGUGCUGUUAUAGGCUGAGACUGCUGGAGGACACACUGAACACUUUUCACACUCUACUCCUUUCUUCUACAAUCUGCUCUUUAACUGUAUUAUUUUCUGCUAUGUCAGCUGUUAACUUUAUUUUCUCUCUAAGUGUUUUUCUCCCCAGAAGAAGCUACAAUGAUGUUCUGCUGAGCUGCGGUGGCCUCAUGAAGGGCCCAUCGUCUAGCACACUGCUGCUAACCACUUAAACAUUCUCCCUCUCCUGAUAAUAACUUUUUGCUUUCCUUGACGUUGGAUGUGCUACUACUAGUUUACCCGUUUAAUUAUAGAUCCACUAGGAUAAAUAUAAUAAAGUUUAUCUCUCACCAAAUAGAAUAUUUACUAAGAAAUCACAAUAUAACUAUAGACACAUUACUUGUCUUUGUGUGUGUGUGUGUGUGUGUGUGUGUGUGUGUGUGUGUGUGUGUGUGUGUGUGUGUGUGUGUGUGUGUGUGUGUGUGUGUGUGUGUGUGUGUGUGCCUGCUCUGUCUUCUCGAUCCCCAGUGAGUCGUGGAGGAUGGCUGCUUAUACUGAGCCAGGAUUCUCUGGAGGUUUCUUCCUGUUAAAAGGGAGUUUUCCUCUCCACUGUCGCUUUAUGCUUGCUUAGUAUGAGGAUUGCUGUAAAGUCACUGACAUUAGUCAGUGACUUGAUGCAAUUUGCUGGAUUCCUUAUAUAGAAAACAUUAUUUCUGAUUGGCUUAAUGAACUGACCUGAAUUAGAAUGUUUAUUAUGUGAAGUGCCUUGAGACGACUCGUCGUGAUUUGGCGCUAUAUAAAUAAAAUUGAAUUGAAUUGAAUUGACAAAUGCGCGUUUGUCCAAUAUUGAAGGGGACACGUCCCACCCGUCCCCCCCGGUUCCUACGCCCUUGGGACAUACCUUCGCCCUCAGUGUCCACCAGCGAGUCUGAGGGUUGCAGCCAUGGCAGACACCACAGCUCUGGUCAGCCACCUCAACAAUGGAGGUGCAGAACAUGGCCCACUCUGACUCAAUGUCCCCCACAUCCUCUGGGACAUGUUUGAAGUUAUGGUCUCCAGCACACCCUCUGAGAACUCCAAAACGGGUGGAUAAUCUGACCUGCAGUUGGUGCACAAGCUCAGUAAGACCCCUUCUCACCUCAUGUGGGCAGAGGGAGGCUAACCUGUCUUUCACAGGGGUAAACUCCUAUGUACAGGCAUCAAGAUGGGGGUGCAACAAGCAUACCCACCCCUGCUCAGUGCCUCUCAGUGGGCAGCAACUUGAAAGUGGAAGAAUGUCCAACUUCUCUCGGGAAAACUGGCUCCGGAAUUAGAGCUUUAGGUCGAGGUGAGUCCAACCUCACCGCUUUGGCCCCUCCCACGAGUGAUGAGCUCCUGGAAAAGGAAGCAUAAUAUGUACUUUAACAGUUUUUUCGAUCUUUACUGUAUCCAUUUCAUUCCCAGACAAAACUUUCUAGCCAAUGUAAAUGAAAGACCUACAUGAUCCUCAGAAUAAGAACGCCAAAUCUUGAUAAACUUAAAUCAGCCACUAACAUCUGACUAAUUUUUCCUUAAAAGCCUGUCCUUCAGAACUGGUCUUCUUACAUUUUAUGUUUGAAAAUGCAGCAAAACACUCAGAAAACUUUUAAUUAGGAUCAGCUUUUUGUGUUAAAGAAUUUGUGCCUGAAGGAGUGAUGUAUCAGUAUGAAAGGCUGAGGCAUGCAUAACUAACAUAUGGAACAGAGAGGGCCUCUUGCUACCUGGUUUUGUAGGUAAGAAAAAAUAAACAUUCUUAAAACUUCUAAAAGAAAAAAAGAAUUUUACACACACGUGACACACACUAGUCAACAUCAUAUAUAUUUGUCUUGUACCACAUAAUUUUUAAUCUGAAGCUACAUAUUAAGCAUAUUCAGGGCAGAGUAUUGUUCCUGUUAGUGUUUAGUGUGAGAUGAUAGUAAAUAUUCCCUUUCUUUCUCCAACCACUUUACCUGAUAGUAAGCUAACUUUAGGCAAACCAGCAGCAGCACAACAAAUAUUUUCAAAUAAGACUCACAAACCUGAGUCAACACCAGUCUCAUCAAAGCUGGGGUUCUGUCGUUGUACUUUUGGUCUAAAAAAAUGUCACUCAUGCGUUUCAGGCAGAGUGUAGAAGAAGCCGGCUGCUGAAGGGCUUCUUCUUCAGUGGUGGAGGCUCAGGCAGGCUGUAUACAAACUACUGCCAGCUGCUCCCUCUCUGCUGGACUUUGAUACUGCAUGUUACUUCCACGAUUUAGAUCUGGGGCUGUUCAUAAAACAUUCGGGGCUUGAGCCCAAGUAGCCGGGCCUAAUGCCGCCCCUGCCAAAGAGUAACCAUCCUGGAUUCUAGUCUCGAUCCCAGCCUGCCGGAAGUGUGUCUAUCUCUACGUCGCUCACCUCCCCUGGCUGCCCACUCUCCACCGUCCACUUGCCCUGAAUCUUCCUCAACUACGACCCAGUCACCUCAGCUUGAUCCAUCUCAGACCGGACCUCACCAGCCUUGCCCCUUCCAACCUGUCCUCUGUCCUUCCACCGUAAGAUUACUCAAUUUUCCAUUUAUCACCUGGUUCUCACCCCAUUCGUUCUUCUGUUUUAGACCCGGACUUUCAUCCUUUCUCGUUUUGGAACAGCAUCCUAAGUUUCCCUUUUUAAGUUCCUUUAGAGAAAUAAACGUUUUGUAAAAUCUUACCUGUUUUCCCGUGUGUGAUUCUUUCAUGUGGGUCAGAAAACUUUCACCCACCAUUACACAUAUGGAACAGAGAGGGUCUCUUGCUACCUGGUUUUGCAGGUAAGAAAAAAAAAACACUCUUAAAACUACUAAAAGAAAAAAAAAUCAUCAGUUUUUAAAAAAAAAAUUGCAUUGAAAGAUAUAUUUAUUGUGAAAAAAAGGUCAGUAUAUUUUUUUGCAGUGGUGAAAACCAGCAUCUGAUUUCUGCAGCCAUGAUCAGGGUGUUACUAUAAAAAGCUAUAGGUACGCAUACACAACUUACUGCUAUUAUAGGUCAGCUGCUGAGUCUUUCACAAAACAAAAAAAAAAACAAUAAAAAGCUAAAUAAUCGAAGAAGAAGAAGAAGUGAAUGCCAUAACUGCAUGCAUAUCCCUGCAUGGAAACUACUCUUUAUGCAUUUAUGCACCAGCCUAAACUAAUGCAUACAAAAGUUUAAAGUGUGUUUGUCUUUUUGUCUUCAUCUAUCCUCUUUGACAGAAGUAAUUUUUGAAAUGUUGGAGCAUGCUUAGCAUCAUGUGCUUGAGUCAAAACACAAAGAAAGAGUAGCCUAGCCAGCUUGUUUAUGUGCAUUUAAAACCAGACUUUUUGGGAGUCUGUCCUGCAGAACUGGUCUCUCUCCCUUUCAUGU
Molecule: messenger RNA, 9311 nt
Organism: Nothobranchius furzeri (turquoise killifish)
Lineage: Eukaryota; Metazoa; Chordata; Actinopteri; Cyprinodontiformes; Nothobranchiidae
Source: RefSeq, a predicted model, not a curated record